Molecule: messenger RNA, 555 nt
Organism: Protopolystoma xenopodis
Lineage: Eukaryota; Metazoa; Platyhelminthes; Monogenea; Polystomatidea; Polystomatidae
Source: the annotation of a GenBank genome assembly
AUGAUUUGUAAGAUCCGAUCGGUUGAAACCCUUGACACUCAUAUUUCUUGCUCUGAAGACAACUGCACCGAUCAUUCUUUGCAUUCAAUACAUAUCUCACAUGACAUUGGUCCUCUUGACGCAUUUACAGCACAAUUAAGUUCUUGUCAAACGCAAACGGAAUUAUUUAUUCCACCGGUACUAAACUUAUGGGCCAGAUGUGAGGCGGGUAUACAAACGCAGCCAUUAUUGCAAAGGUUGGACAAUGACAAGGGCAAGUGCAUGGACGAGCCAUCCUGCGUUGAUUCUUGCACCCAGACAGAAUAUGUGAAGAAAUUCGGGAUUGCAGUUGCAGAGGCUUGCUCUUCACAUGAUGAGUCCUGUCGUGACAGCUCUCAAUGGCAGGAAAUGGAGAGAGAUAUGAUGAAAUCAUAUGAAAAUAAGCAUUCAUUUGCAAAAAAAGAUAGUCACAUUGAGACACCUUCGUAUGUCAUUGAAUGUAAGGCGAAUCAGGUAGGUUAUAAGGCUAAACUCAAGUGGUUCUUAACAAUCUUCUUUGAAAUAGUAACCAUUUGA